AUGACCUCGCCCAAUGAUGGAGACCAUCUUCAGCAGCCAGAAGACCUACCCUCCAUCUCAGUCCCGACCCUCGAUCUACCCAAGACACGACUGUCCACGAGAGACGAAUCACCCGAGACAUCCAGCGCAAGCCUACCAAUCCGCACCUCUAGCUCGCCUGCCCUAGGCUCACAUUCGAGUGCACUGUCGGACGUUCUCUCUCGGUCCAGCUCCCCCAAUGGAAGGCUCUCGCUGUCUUUUGCGAGACUUGGAAGAUCUCAAGUCAAUAGCCCCUUGGGCAACCCUUCGGAAGGCUAUGAUGAUACAAGGUCUUUGAUUGUGCGGGCAUUUUCGCCCACUGUUGCAAUCUAUGCUGCUCCGGAAGUCGACGAACUUGCCGCGCAGAAGGGCCUGAAACAUGGAUUCGUCGAACUGCUGCGGCCGUUUGGCGAUAGAAUCUCUGGCAAAGUCGUGGUGCGGGACAGUACGGGUGCCAGCAGGGCUUGGGAUGAUUUCGGUGUCCAUUUCACUAACCUAGCCCAAUUGACCGGAGAUGGCUCAACCCCAAUGUCGGAGGUCAACCACCUGGAGAGACUGGAAGAGAUGAUGGACUACUCCAUUGGGGACGGGUACAAUGAGACAGCUGACCUACCUGGUCAAGGUGAAGUCUCUCACCUCUACAAGCUAUUCUUGUCCAGGCUCCUUUACUCCAAGUCCAUGAGUCCGCAUGAAACCUUUCGACAUCCAGUCGGGGCCGUCAUCGCCAUAAGCUCUUCUACCCAACAGCCUAUCGACACAUUGCGGAGUCUUUACCAACAAACCGCCCAAGGUGCCCAAGCUCUACCUCCAUAUGCCAAUCCAGAAUACCUCAGAUACUACGUCCUUGUUCACGAUGACGACAAAGAUGAUUUCAGCAAAUCCUCGGCCCUUUUCGAUCAGAUGAAGCGCCAUUUCGGCCUUCACUGCCAUCUUCUCAGGUUGCGGUCCACGUCCUGCACUCAAUCUGAUGAUGACGCUGAAGAACUUCCCACCGCUGAGUGGCUCACGCCAGAGGAGCAGCUAUCACUAUUGAAGGAUACUGCUGAUCUCCUUGAGCUCAAUACCGCGACAUCACCUUACAUAUUCUCCUCCGAUGCAUCAGCAUUGCGAUCAUUCGUCCGCGAACUUACAGCACAAUCCAUCAUCUACCAUAUGGAGCAGCGAAUCGCUUUGUGGAAUGAUCAGGUAGCUUCCCGCCGGCGGGGUAUUUCGGGACGGUUCAUGUCCCUUUCGAAGCGGUGGACAGGACUUGGAGGCUCUUCGCGCAAUUCAUCCUCGGGCACUCCCCUGGUUGGCUCUGGAGCGAGCGGCAACUAUGACAGUUCACAGGGCGCCUAUCGCUGGGAGGCCCCAGAAAGUCUUCUGCGCAAGCUAGCAGAUUAUGCAUUCAUGCUUCGAGACUACAAGCUGGCAGCUUCGACCUACGAAUUACUUCGAACAGAUUAUGCUAAUGACAAAUCAUGGAAGUACCUUGCUGGAGCGAACGAGAUGUGCUGCAUUGCAACUCUCCUAAAUCCCUUGACCAGCAGUGGAGGUUCAAAGUUCAAGGUUGAAACUUUCGACCUGAUGCUUGAAACAGCGAGUUAUUCAUACCUAACUCGCUGCUCGGACCCUGCGUUGGCAUUGCGCGCUCUUCUCCUAGGUGUCGAGCUUCUCAAAGUUCGAGGAAGAGCGGCAAGUGAGGUGGCCGCGAAAUGGGCGAUCCGAAGCCUCGAGCUGGGUCUCGUCGGCAGUGUUGGCCACGUUCUUGUCAGCGAGCGAGUCGCGUCCUGCUUCUCUGACCGGGUUGGAAAUAGCAACACUGGCUGGGGACUGCGUAAGCGAAAAGCCGCGCUAUGGAGCAUCAUCGCCGCCGAUGAAUGGAUGAAACUUGGAAGGGCGGAGAUCGCAGCGCAACGACUUGAUGAAGCGCAGGAAUAUUACGGGGAAACCAAGCACAGUGAAGCGAUCAAGCACUUCAAAGAGUUGGCAGAAUACUUGGAGCAACUGCGGCUUGCUGUCAGGAUGAAGCUGGGCGAAGCGAGGAAACGGGGUUACAGCGGCGCCACACGACAGCUUGAGCUAGAAGAUGAUGGUCAGGGCAAUGGAGAGGUAGAGGACGAAACUCUGGAAGAGAUGAAUCCACUGGAGAAACUUGACAGCAGAGUGAACAGGAUGAGCCUGAUGGGUGGUGCUUCAGGGGUAGCCAGCCCUCUCGAACCUGUUCCACCGCUCAGUCCAGUUCGGUUGACUAGACCGGACCCGUUGUCGAGAGAAGACGACGAUUUCGAAUGA
Capronia coronata CBS 617.96 is the source of this 2292-nucleotide messenger RNA. RefSeq lists its product as uncharacterized. The record is from RefSeq and is a predicted model, not a curated record. Bases 1 to 2292 code for a protein of 763 amino acids. Gene Ontology annotation, cellular component: TRAPPIII protein complex; phagophore assembly site; cytoplasmic vesicle. The transcript has a single exon. Gene Ontology annotation, biological process: protein localization to phagophore assembly site; endoplasmic reticulum to Golgi vesicle-mediated transport. Lineage: Eukaryota; Fungi; Ascomycota; Eurotiomycetes; Chaetothyriales; Herpotrichiellaceae.